AUGGCGGCUGUAGUGUCCACUGCGGGAUAUAGGUUUUUGAUAGCAGUUCUGGACAGAAUGUGUCCAGGUGUGAAGGAUGUCUUACCAGCAUCCCUCCACUGCAGCAACACUACAACUCCAGGAUCUGAACCUCCCACAACUACUACAUCUUCAACAACUGAAUCUCCCACAACUAUUACAUCACCAACCACUGAACCUCCCACAACUACUACAUCUCCAACAACUGAAUCUCCCACAACGACCACAUCUCCAACAACUGAACCUCCCACAACUACUUCAUCACCAACUACAACUGAACCUCCCACAACCACUAUAUCCCCAACAACUGAACCUCCCACAACCACUACAUCGCCGACUACAACUGAACCUCUCACAACUACUACAUCUCCAACAACUGAACCUCCCACAACUACUACAUCAAUCACUACCACUGAACCUCCCACAACCACUACAUCACCAACUACAACUGAACCUCCCACAACUACAACAUCUCCGACAACUGAAUCUCUCACAACUACAUCAUCCACUACCACUGAACCUCCCACAACUACUACAACUCCAACAACUGAACCUCCCACAACCACCACAUCUCUAACAACUGAACCUCCCACAACAACUACAUCACCUCCCACAACUGAACCUCCCACAACUGUUACAUCUUCAACAACUGAACCUCCUACAACAACUACAUCACCCAUUACCACUGAAUCUCCCACAACUACUACAUCAUCCACUACCACUGAACCUCCCACAACUGCUACAUCACCAACUACAACUGAACCUCCCACAACCACUAUAUCCCCAACAACUGAACCUCCCACAACCACUACAUUGCCGACUACAACUGAACCUAUUACAACUACUACAUCUCCAACAACUGAACCUCCCACAACUACUACAUCACCCACUACCACUGAACCUCCCACAACCACUACAUUACCGACUACAACUGAACCUCACACAACUACUACAUCACCCAUUACCACUGAAUCUAGCACAACUACUACAUCUCCAACAACUGAACCUCCCACAACUACUAAACCACCAACUACAACUGAACUUCCCACAACCACUAUAUUCCCAACAACUGGACCUCCCACAACCACUACAUCGCUGACUACAACUGAACCUAUCACAACUACUACAUCUCCAACAACUGAACCUCCCACAACAACUACAUCACCCACUACCACUGAAGCUCCAACAACCACUACAUCACAGACUACAACUGAAUCUCCCACAACCAAUAUAUCCCCAACAACUGAACCUCCCACAACCACUACAUUGCCGACUACAUCUGAACCUCUCACAAUUACUACAUCUGCAACAACUGAAUAUUCCACAACUACUACAUCACACACUACCACUGAACCUCCCACAACCACUACUUCACCAACUACAACUGAACCUCCCACAACAACUACAUCAUCGAUCAUAACUGAACCUCCCACAACUACUACAUCUCCAACAACUGUACCUCCCACAACAACUACAUCACCAACUACAACUGAACCUCCCACAACUUCUACAUCUCCAACAACUGAAUCACUCACAACAACUACAUCACCCACUACCACUGAAGCUCCAACAACCACUACAUCACCGACUACAACUGAAUCUCCCACAACUACUACAUCUCCAACAACUGAACCUCCCACAACAACUACAUCACCAACUACAACUGAACCUCCCACAACCACUACAUCACCCAUUACCACUGAAACUCCCACAACUACUACAUCUCCAACAACUGAACCUCCCACGACAACUACAUCACUGACUACAAAUGAACCUCCCACAACUACUACAUCACCGACUACAACUGAAUCUCCCACAACUACUACAUCAUCCACUACCACUGAACCUCCCACAACUACUACAUCAACUACAACUGAACCUCCCACAACCACUACAUCUCCAACAACUGAACCUCCCACAACUACGACAUCACCAACUACAACUGAACCUCCCACAACAUCGAAAACUACAACUGAACCUCCCACAACCACUACAUCUCCAACAACUGAACCUCCCACGACAACUACAUCACUGACUACAACUGAACCUCCCACAACUACUACAUCUCCAACAACAACUACAUCACCGACUACAACUGAAUCUCCCACAACCAAUAUAUCCCCAACAACUGAACCUCCCACAACCACUACAUUGCCGACUACAUUUGAACCUCUCACAACUACUACAUCUCCAACAACUGAAUCUUCCACAACUACUACAUCACCCACUACCACUGAACCUCCCACUACCACUACAUCACCAACUACAACUGAACCUCCCACAACUACUACAUCUCCAACAACUGAAUCUCUCACAACUACUACAUCACCCACUACCACUGAACCUCCCACAACCACUACAUCACCAACUACAACUGAACCUCCCACAACAACUACAUCAUCGAUCACAACUGAACCUCCCACAACAACUACAUCACCAACUACAACUGAACCUCCCACAACUUCUACAUCUCCAACAACUGAAUCACUCAUAACAACUACAUCAACCACUACCACUGAAGCUCCAACAACCACUACAUCACCGACUACAACUGAACCUCCCACAACUACUACAUCUCCAACAACUGAACCUUCCACAACAACUACUUCACCAACUACAACUGAACCUCCCACAACUUCUACAUCUACAACAGCUGAAUCACUCACAACAACUACAUCACCCACUACCACUGAAGCUUCAACAACCACUACAUCACCAACUACAACUGAACCUCCAACAACCACUACAUUUCCAACAACUGAAGCUCCAACAACUACUACAUCACCAACUACAACUGAACCUCCCACAACCACUACAACACCGACUACAACAGAACCUCCCACAAUCACUACAUCUCCAACAACUGAACCUCCCACAACUACGACAUCACAGACUGCAACUGAACCACCCACAACGACUACAUCACCCAUUACCAAUGAAACUCCCACAACUACUACAUCUCCAACAACUGAACCUCCCACGACAACUACAUCACUGACUACAACUGAACCUCCCACAACUACUACAUCACUGACUACAACUGAAUCUCCCACAACUACUACAUCAUCCACUACCACUGAACCUCCCACAACUACUACAUCAACUACAACUGAACCUCCCACAACCACUACAUCUCCAACAACUGAACCUCCCACAACUACGACAUCACCAACUACAACUGAACCUCCCACAACAUCGCCAACUACAACCGAACCUCCCACAACUACUACAUCUCCAACAACUGAACCUCCCACGACAACUACAUCUCCAACAACAACUACAUCACCGACUACAACUGAAUCUCCCACAACCACUCUCACAACUACUACAUCUCCAACCACUGAAUCUUCCACAACUACUACAUCACCCACUACCACUGAACCUCCCUCAACCACUACAUCACCAACUACAACUGAACCUCCCACAACUACUACAUCUCAAACAACUGAAUCUCUCACAACUACUACAUCACCCACUACUACUGAAGCUCCCACAACCACUACAUCACCGACUACAACUGAACCUCCCACAACAACUACAUCAUCGAUCACAACUGAACCUCCCACAACUACUACAUCUCCAACAACUGAACCUCCCACAACAAUUACAACACCGACUACCACAGAACCUCCCACAACCACUACAUCUCCAACAACUGAACCUCCCACAACUACGACAUCACAGACUGCAACUGAACCACCCACAACGACUACAUCACCCAUUACCACUGAAACUCCCACAACUACUACAUCACCCACUACCACUGAACCUCCCACAACCACUACAUCACCAACUACAACUGAACCUCCCACAACUACUACAUCACCGACUACAACUGAAUCUCCCACAACUACUACAUCAUCCACUACCACUGACCCUCCCACAACUACUACAUCAACUACAACUGAACCUCCCACAACCACUACAUCUCCAACAACUGAACCUCCCACAACUACGACAUCACCAACUACAACUGAACCUCCCACAACAUCGCCAACUACAACUGAACCUCCCACAACCACUACAUCUCCAACAACUGAACCUCCCACGACAACUACAUCACUGACUACAACUGAACCUCCCACAACUACUACAUCUCCAAUAACAACUACAUCACCGACUACAACUGAAUCUCCCACAACCAAUAUAUCCCCAACAACUGAACCUCCCACAACCACUACAUUGCCGACUACAUUUGAACCUCUCACAACUACUACAUCUCCAACAACUGAAUCUUCCACAACUACUACAUCACCAACUACAACUGAACCUCCCACAACCACUACAACACCGACUACAACAGAACCUCCCACAACCACUACAUCUCCAACAACUGAACCUCCCACAACUACGACAUCACAGACUGCAACUGAACCACCCACAACGACUACAUCACCCAUUACCAAUGAAACUCCCACAACUACUACAUCUCCAACAACUGAACCUCCCACGACAACUACAUCACUGACUACAAAUGAACCUCCCACAACUACUACAUCACCGACUACAACUGAAUCUCCCACAACUACUACAUCACCCACUACCACUGAACCUCCCACAACUACUACAUCAACUACAACUGAACCUCCCACAACCACUACAUCUCCAACAACUGAACCUCCCACAACUACGACAUCACCAACUACAACUGAAACUCCCACAACAUCGCCAACUACAACUGAACCUCCCACAACUACUACAUCUCCAACAACUGAUCCACCUACGACAACUACAUCACUGACUACAACUGAACCUCCCACAACUACUACAUCUCCAACAACAACUACAUCACCGACUACAACUGAAUCUCCCACAACCAAUAUAUCCACAACAACUGAACCUCCCACAACCACUACAUUGCCGACUACAUCUGAACCUCUCACAACUACUACAUCUCCAACAACUGAAUCUUCCACAACUACUACAUCACCCACUACCACUGAACCUCCCACAACCACUACUUCACCAACUACAACUGAACCUCCCACAACUACUACAUCUCAAACAACUGAAUCUCUCACAACUACUACAUCACCCACUACUACUGAAGCUCCCACAACCACUACAUCACCGACUACAACUGAACCUCCCACAACAACUACAUCAACUACGACAUCACCAACUACAACUGAACCUCCCACAACCACGACAUCACCGACUAUAACUGAAUCUCCCACAACCACUGAACCUCCCGCAACUACUACAUCACCAUCUACAACUGAAUCUCCCACAACUACUACAUCAUCCACUACCACUGAACCUCCCACAACUACUACAUCUACAACAACUGAACCUCCCACGACAACUACAUCACUGACUACAUCUGAACCUCCCACAACUACUACAUCUCCAACAACUACAUCACCAACUACAACUGAACCUCCCACAACUACUACAUCAUCCACUACCACUGAACCUCCCACAACUACUACAUCAACUACAACUGAACCUCCCACAGCCACUACAUCUCCAACAACUGAACUUUCCACAAAUACGAUAUCACCAACUACAACUGAACCUCCCACAACCACGACAUCACCGACUAUAACUGAAUCUCCCACAACCACUACAUCUCCAACAACUGAACCUCCCACAACUACUACAUCUCCAACAACAACUACAUCACCCAUUACCACUGAACUUCCAACAACUGAACCUCCCACAACUACUACAUCUCCAACAACUACAUCACCAACUACAACUGAACCUCCCACAACUACUACAUCACAGACAACAACUGAAUCUCCCACAACUACUACAUCAUCCACUUCCACCGAAACUCCCACAACUACUACAUCACCAACUACAACUGAACCUCCCACAACUACUACAUCACCAACUACAACUGAACCUCCCACAACCACUACAUUACCGACUACAACUGAACCUUCCACAACCACUUCAUCUCCAACAACUGAACCUCCCACAACUACGACAUCACCAACUACAACUGAACCUCCCACAACCACUACAUCACCGACUACAACUGAAUCUCCCACAACUACUACAUCAUCCACUACCACUGUACCUCCCACAAAUACUACAUCUCCAACAACUGAACCUCCCACAACUACUACAUCACCGACUACAACUACAUCACCCAUUACCACUGAACCUCCCACAACCACUACAACUCCAACAACUGAUCCUUCCACAACUACGACAUCACUGACUACAACUAAACCUCCCACAACCACUACAUCACCUACUACCACUGAACCUCUCAUAACCACUACAUCUCCAACAACUGAACCUCCCACAACAACUUCUUUAAUUACUACAACUGAACCUCCCACAACUACUACAUCUCCAACAACAACUACAUCACCCAUUACCACUGAACCUCCAACAACUACUACAUCUCCAACAACUGAACCUCCCACAACUACUACAUCACCGACAACAACUGUAUCUCCCACAACUACUACAUCAUCCACUACCACUGAACCUCCCACAACUACUACAUCCCCGACUACAACUGAAACUCCCACAACUACUACAUCUGCAACAACUGAACCUCCCACAACAACUACAUCACUGACUACAACUAAACCUCCUACAACCACUACAUCUCUAACAACUGAACUUCCUACAACUACUACAUCACCGACUACAACUGAAUCUCCCACUACUACUACUACUACAUCAUCCACUACCACUGAACCUCCUACAACAACUACAUCUUUAACAACUGAACCUUCCACGACCACUCCCACAACUACUACAUCUCCAACAACUACAUCACCAACUACAACUGAACCUCCCACAACUACUACAUCACCGACAACAACUGAAUCUCCCACAACUACUACAACAUCCACUUCCACCGAAACUCCCACAACUACUACAUCACCAACUACAACUGAACCUCCCACAACCACUACAUCACCAACUUUAACUGAACCUCCCACAACCACUACAUCACCAACUACAACUGAACCUCCCACAACCACUACAUCACCGACUACAACUAAAUCUCCCACAACUACUACAUCAUCCACUACCACUGAACCUCCCACAACUACUACAUCUCCAACAACUGAACCUCCCACGACAACUACAUCUCCAACAAUAACUGAAUCUCCCACAACUACUACAUCACCGACUACAACUGAAUUUCCAACAACCACUACAGCACCGACUACAACUGAACCACCCACAACCACGACAUCACCGACUACAACUGAACCUCCCACAACCACUUCAUCUCCAACAACUGAACCUCCCACAACUACGACAUCACCAACUACAACUGAACCUCCCACAACCACUACAUCACCGACUACAACUGAAUCUCCCACAACUACUACAUCAUCCACUACCACUGUACCUCCCACAACUACUACAUCUCCAACAACUGAACCUCCCACAACUACUACAUCACCGACUACAACUACAUCACCCAUUACCACUGAACCUCCCACAACCACUACAACUCCAACAACUGAUCCUUCCACAACUACGACAUCACUGACUACAACUAAACCUCCCACAACCACUACAUCAGCUACUACCACUGAACCU
Molecule: messenger RNA, 7542 nt
Organism: Bufo bufo (common toad)
Lineage: Eukaryota; Metazoa; Chordata; Amphibia; Anura; Bufonidae
Product: mucin-2-like
Exons: 5
Source: RefSeq, a predicted model, not a curated record